Messenger RNA from Botrytis fragariae, 861 nucleotides. RefSeq lists its product as uncharacterized. The transcript is spliced from 2 exons. Lineage: Eukaryota; Fungi; Ascomycota; Leotiomycetes; Helotiales; Sclerotiniaceae. Bases 1 to 861 code for a protein of 286 amino acids. The record is from RefSeq and is a predicted model, not a curated record.
AUGCCGCAUACACCCCCCUCAACCGCAGAUACAACCUUGAUAAUCAAUCGACCGCGACCUCCUACUUGGGUAUUCCUCCCUCCUUCCGAUGAACCAGAUUCAACUUCAGAUUCGGAUACCCUCCCUCCCUAUCCUCCCGCUCCUACUCGUUUACCACCCCGCACUCCACUUACACCACCGGCUCAAAUUCAUAUUCCCUCUCCAGCCACUUCGAAUAUCAACCGUGACUCGUAUGAAUGUGAAUACAGCAGCACAUCCACAAUCAACCGAGAGCUCAGGACAUCCAGCGCGUCAAGCAAAGAACCCACUGACGUUCCACCAUUUUGCAAAGCACUAUUCUUCGAUUCCUUACAAACAAGUUUUGAUUCCCUAGCUCCGCCAUCUCCUUCAAUUUCCCCUUCUGUGUCCUCACCCUCGACGAAACCACCUACUCCCCAACCAUGGUUCCACCCCAUCUCGCACCGUCAAUUUUCUAAAACUUCUAUCCCUCGCACCAGAGAUUGUCCACCUUCCCCCCUCACUCAAGAUAUCUCUGCUUCAGAAUUUUGCACCAGUUCUCGUUCUCCUCCUGCUUAUGAUUCCCAACAGCAAUUAGAAGAGGAAGACAUAAAUGAUUGGGUAAUAAUAUCACCCGAUAUCUACUCACUUUCAGCAUCACCAUCUUCACCAUCUAAUACCGCUGCGCCAAUUUUGCAUAAGAAUGGGACAAUCAGAAGAGAAGAAUCUAGAGGUACUGAAGGUAAAAUGAGUACAUUGGGAUAUUUAUUUAGCUUUUUGAUGUCAACGAAAGGGUAUAAAUCAACAGGGACCUUGAAACUUGCUCACCAAGAGGACAAGGAAACUGGUGGAGAGCACAAAUGA